AUUUGCCCUGCCCGCAGCGACUUCGCCCGUGAGCCCAGCUCCACAACGCUGCACCGUUGGGAUCGUUCCUUCACGGCACCAACCUUCUCAGAAGUUAUCGGACAUUGGGCGAUGGGCUGCAUAAUACUUUCAUGCAGGUUGCAUUGACUGUUCUUUCAUUUCCAGAGGGCCAGAUCGCAAUGACAGUGGAGUGAUGCGAUGAGUAGGCUCAGACAUGCCUUACGUGGAUCGGCAGAACCGUAUCUGUGGCUUCCUGGACAUCGAGGAGAAUGAGAACAGCGGAAGGUUCCAGCGCCGAUACUUCAUCCUGGACACCCAGGAGGGCAGUCUGGUCUGGUACAUGGACAACCCUCAGAACCUGCCGCUGGGCAUGGAGCCGGUCGGCUCGCUCAAGCUGGCCUACGUCUCUAAGGUCAGCGACGCCACCAAACUGCGGCCCAAGGCGGAGUUCUGCUUUGUCAUUAAUGUUGGGAUGAGGAAGUUUUUCCUGCAGGCCAAUGACCAGCAGGACCUGGUGGAGUGGGUAGACGUUCUCAAUAACGCCACAAAGAUCACAGUGCCAAAAUCUUGCGAUGUCCCACGAGCUGCCGAAAACAUCGCAGGUACAAAGAAGCAGGCCUCCUACAAGACGGAGAUUGUUGCUGGAGUACCCGUUAUCACCAUGACGCAGCAGGAAGGGUCCGACGGGCAGAACGAGGGCAGCCGAGAGGAGGCGAAGAGGGCCUACAGCCAGCUGCCCUACUUCCUGAGGAGAACCUCGCAGGACCAGAUUGCCAUCAAGUCCGGCUUCUGCGUCAAGCAGGGCGCCGUGAGGAAGAACUGGAAGCGAAGAUAUUUCCUGUUGGAGGAAAACUCUUUGAGCUAUUUCAGAUCAGACAUGGAUAAGGACCCAUUGCGAAUAAUCCCACUGAAAGAAGUUCAUAAAGUUCAGGAGUGCAAACAAAGUGACCUCAUGAUGAGAGAUAAUCUUUUUGAAGUUGUCACUGCAAACAGGACCUUUUAUAUUCAGGCGGACAGUCCAGAGGAGAUGCACAGCUGGAUAAAGGCCGUCUCAGGCGCCAUCGUGGCACAGCGUGGACCAGGCCGAGCUGCAGCCUCCGAGCAGAGCGACCGUUCCUCCUCUUCCAUGUUCUACCGCAGAGACCCGUCAGCAUCUACAGUACCACCCUACCCACAAUUCCCUGUUCUUCAGCCCCCUAUCAACCCGCCACCUUACAGUGCCCGCCCGCAGCCUGGGCUGGGACAGCAAGUUGUUCCUGAGUCUCCUGCCCCGCCCCAGCCACGCCCGCGCCCACCUGUGGCUUCAGGAGACCAGGCUUUCCAAGUGAGUGAAGAGUCACCUUGGAGACGGCGCAGCAACUACGUGGAAGGUCCCUCCGUGCCGCCCCCCCUCGACCUGGACGACACAGACCUGCUCAUCAGCGAAGUGUGAGGCCCCCCUCUGGCCCCCCACGUCUGUCUGGGGAACCCCCUGCCCCUCCCACAAACUCCACCCCCACCCCUGAAUGACAGGCGGAGAACUGAGCUGGACGCUAUGUUCAGUGUCUAUGAAACAGGGUGAAGAAAGUUUACAGGUAAUGCCAGAGAAAGUUUCGCAUCUCUUUCAAAGCACAUCUGCAGCCUCACUAUGAGCGUACGGUACGCUGCCAGUCCUUCACUGACACUCAGAGACCAGCAGGGGGCACCAGGAGGCUAACAGGGUUCCCACAGACAUUGUGAAAGGGGAGACUGCCAGUGUCCUUUGUGAAUUUCAUUUUUGUCUUUCUUUUGUAUUUAUUUCUUGUCAGUGGACUGCAGCUCCAUGUCUCUUUACACCCAGAUUUCCUUUAGCGUACCUCCUCUACCUUCAUUUGGUUUUUAAUGUGGCUGUCAGCUAGGCUUCAUUUUUACAGAAAAUCGUGCAGAUAAAUGUGUUUAUUAAUUAACGGGCUCUCUGUGGAUGCAUUGUCCCUGCACAUCGUAAUAUGCACAGAAAAGUCAUGGUUAUUUUAUAUUUUAAAAUUAUAUUGUGUCAUUUGGGAAAAUGGAAAUAACGUGUUAUGAAGGGCAAGCUAAUUUUCCCAGAUCAGAUCAAUCCCAGACGCAGGUACUGAAACAGGUGUGUCAGUUACAGGUACUGAAACAGGUGUGUCAGACACAGGUACUCAAACAGGUACUGCAGUAAUUAAUUUUUUCUCUGAUUACUUACAUUAAUUUUCUCAUUAUUUUUAAUGCUUUCCCUUCAUACCGAGUAUGUAUAACAGUGUGCUGAUGUAGUAUUUUCACGUGACACGUCCCCAAACUCUGGGGAACUGUAAUUUUAACCGUUUUUAUAAUUAUUCUCUGAGGAUUUUCUUAUUUGAUGUCCCGACCAGCCGCCGCCGCAGCAGGUGGAGUCGUUCUUGCCGCCGUCCUGCUCAGAGGAUUUGGGCUGUUUGAGCAGGCCUUUCUGUCCUACUGUGAGAUCCCAGCUUCUCCAGACCUGACGCCGUUUUCAAAACCUCCGAGUUUUGUCCUGCUUGUGUUUGCCACAAUCUCCUCCUCACUGUGAGUGUCAGAUUCUGUGGUUGUCAAAAUAGGUUUGAUUGACGUGAAGGCACGCUUCUGGGAGGCUGGUUCAUCCUGUGGGGUUGGAAACCUGUUUUCAAAUUGUGUUGCAUGUGUGUGUACCUGCAGGUAGGAGGAAAACGUUUUUUUAUAUGUUCACCCUGACCUUUUGUAUCGGAUUACCUUGUGAGCACAUAUUCUUUUGUAUAUCUGUACUGUUUUGCUAGUCUACUAGAGAUAUUCCUGUCCUGCAUUGCCAAAUAGUUCAGGCAGUCUUCAGGUUUUCUUCACUGGUGUCAGGAAACUUAGGAUGGCCUGAACUCUGUGCCGAAAACAUUUUAGCAGUAUAGCUGUGAAGUGCCCGCACUAUUUUUACACAAAAACAACCUCUUUUGGUCCUGUAUUUUUACUGUGUACCAUGUUCCUUAUUUAUUAUGUGAAGUUUGGAAAAAGGAAAUAAACAAAUAAAGAACUAACCGUUUA
This is a messenger RNA of Anguilla rostrata (American eel), 3009 nucleotides long. RefSeq names its product pleckstrin homology domain-containing family A member 1-like. NCBI's taxonomy places the organism in Eukaryota, Metazoa, Chordata, Actinopteri, Anguilliformes, Anguillidae. The transcript is spliced from 12 exons. The record is from RefSeq and is a predicted model, not a curated record. The coding region runs from base 215 to 1432 and encodes 405 amino acids.